Messenger RNA from Chlamydomonas reinhardtii, 2379 nucleotides. RefSeq lists its product as uncharacterized. Lineage: Eukaryota; Viridiplantae; Chlorophyta; Chlorophyceae; Chlamydomonadales; Chlamydomonadaceae. The transcript has 8 exons. Gene Ontology annotation, cellular component: ciliary basal body; spindle pole; centriole. Bases 310 to 1509 code for a protein of 399 amino acids. Gene Ontology annotation, biological process: trans-Golgi to periciliary membrane compartment transport; microtubule anchoring at centrosome. The record is from RefSeq and is a predicted model, not a curated record.
GUGCAAAAAGUAGUAUACCAAACGUUUCUUGGAGGCUCUCAAGCUAACAAUUUUCGUGGAAGCUUCCUGUGCAGCAAAGUUGGCAAGUUAAGUUUAGCGGCCGACAAGCUUGAGUAACCCUCAAAGGAAUCUGAUGAAUAAGUAACGCUGAGCUGCUUGUAUAAAGGACCGGCCCUAUGGGGCCGGACUCAGCACAGUCAACUGAGCCGAGCUCGCGCUCAAAGAAGCACCUCCAAGUGGACGGAGAGCCUAGUUACAGGGCUAAACGUUACGCGGUGAAAUUUCAGCCACCGUGCAUCUUUCUGGAGUAUGAAGACGCUUCCAAAAAGCGAAGAGUGCGAGCGGUGGGUGAAGCUGAAUGGAGUUCAGCCCAGCGUGGAUGUGGACAGGCUCACCAAGAAGGUCAUCCGGAGCUUCCCACGAAAGCUGGAGCCAACGUCAGUCAAGUAUGACCAGGUCCGCAAGCUUGUUGUGAAGCUCUUGGAGUACUUGGCAGCGGCCGCUGCAGAAGCAGCUGCAGCGGCGGCAGCGGCCAAAACACAGGAGGCGCAGGGCGUGACGAGUCCCAGCGCGCGCGUGUCAGACGGGGCGGAACCCUCCGGCCGCAUCUCCGACUCGGGCACAACCGGCAGCGUGCACGCGCCGUUACCGGCCCUAUCGCCGCGCAUCGACCCCCGCAGCCCGGGCGGGCGGUUGCUGCCGCACUCGGGGUCGGGGCAAGGCGGCCCCGGGCACCACCACCGCGGCAGCAUUGAAUCCACCAUGAGCCGAUUUAGCACCAGCACGGGCGGCGACAGCAGCGACAGCGAGGAGGAUCUGGCCUCGGCGCUGGACGAGCUGAGCAAGGAGAUGGCGGGCGUGGGGCACUCCGGGGCCUCGUCCGAGGUCAAUUCGCGCGACUCGUCCUUCUCCUUCCGCGACCGCCCCGCCGUCGCGGGCGCCGCCGGGUCGCGCCCCUCCGGCAGCGUACUCGACAGCGCUGUGCUGAACGCCAGCGUCAGCAGCAGCGUCGCGGCAGGCGGCGCGGGGACGGGGCCCAAGAGCCGCUUUGCGGCCGAGGCGGAAAAGCUGACCAUUGGGCUGGAGAUCACGGAUGACUUGGAUCUCAACAAGGUCAGCGAGGUGGAGCUCAAGAUUGCCAAACAGGUGAUGGAGGAGGACUUUAAGAAGAACCAGCUGAGGCCGGGCGACCCAGGUUACGUGUACGACAAGCAAGUGGAGUUCACACCGGCGGCGGAGGCCAACGACUGGGAUGACAGCGGGGACGAAGACGAGGAGCCGGCGGCAGCAGGCUCGGAGGAGCCGGAAGUGGACUGGGCCGAGAUCCAGGCGGCAGUGGCCAAGCCGGGCGCAGGGGCCACCCUCACGGCAACCGCUAACACGCCACUGGGCGGCUCCUCAGCCGAUGACAGCAGUCCGCUUCGGGGGCCGGGCGGCGGCGGCGGCGUGGGCAGUGGCGCGAGGCCCGGCGACAGCAACAGCCCCUACAACAGCAACGACUGGCCUUAGCUGAUUGCAGGCCUGACUUUGCUGCGAAUAUGACGGCUGGCUUUGGAAGUGGCCUGUAGCGGCGCAGCGCUUGUGGGGAGCCGCUGCCGUGCUAACCCAGGUGUGGAACAGGGCGCUUCGCUUGAUGUAAUUGUGUUUACUGAAUCCUUUCUUCCGUAUUGGGAGAUGAGCGAUAUGUGUAACUGACCGUAGUAUUGGAUUGCUCUUGGCGACGUGGCCUCAAGGAGGAAGAGGCUGGGCAUUUGCUGGUGUAGGCAUGUUACUGCACCUUUGCGCACGGGUGAGCCCUGGGCCGUGCGAGGGAGGGCACAUGUUUGGUUACGACACACACGGGGCCUUGAGGCCGAUGAAAUGUCUGUAACGAGGCCGCUUCACUGGUGCGGCAUCAAGGGCACCAUGUCCAGAGCGCACGCAUAUUCUCACAAGCUAGCCGCCGUGUGCCGUGUGAGCACAUCUGUGUCCUAGGGCCAAGUGAGGACCGGACUCACGGAUGGCGGGGUUCUCUCACUUCUCUGCUGUCCCCUUUGUCCUUCUGGGCUCCAAGGACAGACCUUGCGCAACGGUACCCUGCUGUUGUGGGCAGCCCUCGAGAAGUGCCGCAGGACGCGAGGGUUCGCGAGAGGCCCGUCGCCAGCCAGGCCAGGGCAGAGUCAGAGUCAAUCAGGUCAUUAAGCUCGAACGUAGCCCGAUUUCCGGUGUACUGUGUGAGUGUGUGCUGGUUGGCGGCUUAGUGCUGGUAAAGACAUGAUGCGAGUGCUCUGCAUGAGUUGGAUGGCCCCGGUUGCCCCAUGCCUGCCCAUGCCAGCGGUGGCACGCAGCAUUCCCCCACGGCACGCAGCGUACCGCUUACCACUGUAACCUUACCCUUGG